AUGAAGACCCGGGAAGCCGUGAAAACCGCCACCCAGGAUCGAUCCCAUCACGCGGCACCCACGCUUCCGCGCCACCCCUACUCGUGGCCCAUGCGGUCUAGUUUCGCUGUAUAUUCUCGCUCAUACGAUCAAUUGUUCGGAGAUGGCCGCCGGCUGUGGAAGAACACCGACGAGGCGGUCUCCAAAUGA
Messenger RNA from Penicillium manginii, 189 nucleotides. RefSeq lists its product as uncharacterized. The transcript has 2 exons. Lineage: Eukaryota; Fungi; Ascomycota; Eurotiomycetes; Eurotiales; Aspergillaceae. The record is from RefSeq and is a predicted model, not a curated record. The coding region runs from base 1 to 189 and encodes 62 amino acids.